Phragmites australis (common reed) is the source of this 1682-nucleotide messenger RNA. RefSeq names its product galactinol--sucrose galactosyltransferase-like. The record is from RefSeq and is a predicted model, not a curated record. The transcript has 3 exons. The coding region runs from base 1 to 1521 and encodes 506 amino acids. Gene Ontology annotation, molecular function: galactinol-sucrose galactosyltransferase activity. Lineage: Eukaryota; Viridiplantae; Streptophyta; Magnoliopsida; Poales; Poaceae.
AUGGCCUCCUUCUGUAGUCUUGCAGCAGUUUGUGAGGACCUGCCGAAGCAAGCCUUUGGGUUUGGCAAAAUUUCCUCCUCGGAGGAGUAUGCUAGCUCGUGUGUGAUAGGAAGGGGUUCCCAGUCGGAGUCUGAUUCUUCGGGGUUCAAGACCCCGAUGAUUCGGCGUUACCCGAACGCUAACUCUUCCAUCCUGCCGCCGGCCAAGGUCAAGGUCGUGGCGCCCAAGCUCUCCCCCGGGCUGCAGCGCACCAUGGAGGACCUCGCCGUCGACAAGAUCGUCAACAACGGCGUCGGGCUCGUCGACCCCCAGAGCGCCCACGAGCUCUACGAGGGACUGCACUCCCACCUCAAGGCCUCCGGCAUCGACGGCGUCAAGGUUGACGUCAUUCACUUGCUGGAGAUGCUGUGCGAGGAGUACGGUGGGCGCGUGGAGCUGGCCAAGGCCUAUUUCAGCGGUCUGACGGCGUCGGUGCGCCGCCACUUCGGCGGCAACGGCGUGAUCGCGAGCAUGGAGCACUGCAACGACUUCAUGCUGCUGGGCACGGAGGCGGUGGCGCUGGGCCGCGUCGGUGACGACUUCUGGUGCACGGACCCCUCCGGCGACCCCAACGGCACCUUCUGGUUGCAGGGCUGCCACAUGGUUCACUGCGCCUACAACUCGCUCUGGAUGGGACACUUCAUCCACCCGGACUGGGACAUGUUCCAGUCCACGCACCCCUGCGCCUCCUUCCACGCCGCCUCCCGCGCCGUCUCCGGCGGGCCCGUCUACGUCAGCGACGCCGUGGGCCAGCACAACUUCGCGCUGCUCCGCCGCCUGGCGCUCCCCGACGGCACCAUCCUCCGGUGCGAGGGCUACGCGCUGCCCACACGCGACUGCCUCUUCAGGGACCCGCUCCACGAUGGCCGGACCAUGCUCAAGAUCUGGAACGUCAACAGGUUCGCCGGCGUCGUCGGCGUGUUCAACUGCCAGGGCGGCGGGUGGAGCCCCGAGGCGCGGCGGAACAAGUGCGCCUCGGAGUCCUCCGUGCCCGUCACGGCGCGCGCCUCGCCGGCGGACGUCGAGUGGAAAAGCGGGACGAGCCCGGGCGUCAACGUGAAGGGCGUCUCCCAGUUCGCCGUGUACAAGGUCGAGGCCAAGAAGCUGCAGCUCCUGCGCCCCGACGAGGGCGUGGAGCUCACGCUCGAACCCUUCACCCACGAGCUCCUCGUCGUCGCCCCCGUGCGCGUCAUCUCGCCCGAGCGGGCAAUCAAGUUCGCGCCCAUCGGGCUCGCCAACAUGCUCAACACAGGCGGUGCCGUGCAGGCCUUCGAGACCGAGAAAGGGGCGGCCGGCGCCGUGACGGUAGAGGUGGCCGUGAAGGGCGCGGGGGAGAUGGUGGCGUACUCGUCGGCGAGCCCCAAGUCCUGCAUGGUGAACGGUGAGGAGGUCGAGUUCGCGUACAAGGAUGGCAUGGUCAUCGUCGACGUGCCGUGGUCGGGGUCAUCCUCUAAUUUGUGUCGCGUCGAGUAUGUCUACUGAGUCGGACACGGACGGCUCCUGCCUCGGCACUAUUUGCUUAGGCUGCAAUAAUCAAGUGUGAAGAGUUUAAUUAGCAAGUUAUACAGCUCUAAUGAUGCCAAUUUGUUUUCCUUUUUUGUAAGGAAUUUAUAAUGUGAAUUAAUGGAGUGCUUUCUUCUGAA